AUUUCACCUCUUUUUUUUCCAAAACAAAAAACAACAAAACGUAUCAGAUGACCUAAACACCCUUGUGGGUGCUUCUCACUUCUUCUCCCAAAAGCGAUUAUCUCUCGUGCGACCUUCCGCCGCCCCUUCCCCUUCGCACGAACAGAGUCAGACAUGGAUGCCACACUAAAUACCCUAUCCCAAUCUCAAUGGGAUUUUAGCUGUGACUUGGAAGUGGAUUUUGGUUCCGAAGAGAACGCUUCUAUUGUAUAUGCUACCUUAGCCGUCGAUAAGGAGUUGCAACCUGACAAAGUUAAGCGACUCAUGACGGUGUCUGAUGGAAAACUGUCGGUGCACUUUGAGGCAACAGAAGCCAGAUUUCUUCGUGCAUCAUAUAGUGCUUUUGUAGAUGUCCUUACUCUAGCAACCAAAACAAUUGAAGAAUUUGGUCAAAGAAUGAAGUUGUGACUUCUGCUUCUCUCUUAGUUUUUGGAUUAUUUAAGUUUACUAUAACUUCCAAUAUUACAAUGUACUAUUACUUUUCGUACGAUAAUUUAAGUGAAACAUUUUUUUAAUACACGAUGGAGGAUUUUUCAGUGUUCA
Cicer arietinum (chickpea) is the source of this 582-nucleotide messenger RNA. RefSeq lists its product as uncharacterized. The record is from RefSeq and is a predicted model, not a curated record. Lineage: Eukaryota; Viridiplantae; Streptophyta; Magnoliopsida; Fabales; Fabaceae. Gene Ontology annotation, cellular component: EKC/KEOPS complex.